Molecule: messenger RNA, 2444 nt
Organism: Chrysemys picta bellii (western painted turtle)
Lineage: Eukaryota; Metazoa; Chordata; Testudines; Emydidae
Gene: LPAR6
Product: lysophosphatidic acid receptor 6
Biological process (GO): positive regulation of Rho protein signal transduction; phospholipase C-activating G protein-coupled receptor signaling pathway
Cellular component (GO): plasma membrane
Molecular function (GO): lysophosphatidic acid receptor activity
Source: RefSeq, a predicted model, not a curated record
UGAAACCAUUCUUUCUUUUAAGUCCAGCCUCUUCUUCCUGUGAUGUCACAUUACAAAUUGACUGAGCUCUUCCCCCCACCCCCCUUCAGAAUAAGCAAGGCAAAAGAUUUAUACGAUCUGAAGAGAAACCAGAGUACACACUCAGCAUCUGAGGAGGAGAUCUAAAUUCAACAAGAACAAACACGCUUUGGAAUUGUAUUUCUGAAUUUCUAAGCAGCCUGCUUUCCGCCCUGUGGGGGUUAGCAUGCAGGCAAGUUGAAAAGCUUGUUUUACUGCAAGGCGGCAGUGAAAGAGGUGGAAACUCCUACAUCUUACAGAGCCCAGGAAAUCUUUUCCUAAGGAAUCUCAGUUACACAUUCCCAGUUAAACAACUUUGGAAAAUCUGCAUUUAAAGUACUUCUCUACUUUUUGACUUGCAGUUGAACAUAAAGCAGCAAGUUCUGUAUCAGCUUCAUUAACAACUGGGAAAACAAGAACGUGGAAUUAAAUGCAAGGAUGACCUCAUCUGUUGCCUAUAAGACUAUGUUUAUUAUCGCCCAGGACUGGAUGUGUGACUACUGUGGAAUUUGGAAGAAAAGAAUGAUCUCCUGCUGAUUCCCAGAGCAGUAUCUUCCUACUGCAACAUUCAUGUUUCAACGUGGAAGUUUUAAAGUAAAAUGGGAAACUUAUGAAAUCACUCACAGACCAAAUUCAUCUGCAAGCUACCCAGAGAUUUUAAAGCAGUUACGGCAGAAGGGCUGCUAACAACAAAAGGAAUUCAACAUUGUAAAUUUAAAUUGCCAUUAUAAUGGAAAGCUCUAAUUGCUCCACUGAGGACUCCUUUAAGUAUAUUUUAUAUGGAUGUACGUUUAGCAUGGUGUUUGUCCUUGGUCUAAUCUCAAAUUGCGUUGCUAUUUACAUUUUUACAUUCACAUUGAAAAUGCGAAAUGAAACAACAACUUACAUGCUUAAUUUAGCGAUAUCUGAUCUGCUUUUUGUAUUUACAUUACCCUUCAGGAUUUAUUACUUUACAAUAAGAAACUGGCCAUUUGGAGAUAUAUUUUGCAAGAUCUCUGUCACCUUGUUUCAUACAAACAUGUAUGGAAGCAUUUUCUUCUUGACUUGUAUAAGCGUAGAUCGCUUUUUAGCCAUAGUGCACCCAUUUUGGUCUAAAACUCUUAGAACCAAAAGAAAUGCAAAAAUCGUCUGUGUUGCAGUAUGGAUAACUGUACUAGCAGGAAGCAUGCCAGCAAGCUUUUUUCAGUCUACUAGCAUCCAAAAUAAAACUGGACAAAACCAAAACACAUGUUUUGAAAACUUUUCUAAGGAUACAUGGCAAACCUAUAUAUUAAGGAUUGUUAUCUUCAUUGAAAUUGUGGGAUUUUUUAUUCCACUGAUCUUAAAUGUGACCUGUUCUACGAUGGUUUUAAGGACUUUGAAUAAACCAGGUACAUUAAGUCGGAACAAGUUAAGCAAAAAAAAGGUACUCAAAAUGAUUUUUGUCCAUUUGGUGAUAUUCUGUUUCUGUUUUGUGCCAUAUAACGUUACCCUAAUACUUUAUUCUCUUAUGAGAACACAACCAUGGACUAAUUGUUCAUUAGUAACUGCUAUCAGGACUAUGUAUCCUAUCACUCUAUGCAUUGCAGUUUCAAAUUGUUGUUUUGACCCUAUAGUAUACUAUUUUACAUCAGACACUAUCCAAAACUCAAUAAAAAAGAACAGAUCAGCUAGAAGACGCAAUUCCAGAUUCUCUGAAAUUCAAAUUACUGAAAAUUUUAUUCAACACAGCCUCCAGACUUUAAAAGCUAAAAUAUUUGACAAUGAAUCUACAAUAUAAAUGGAGAGAAAAUACUGGGACUGAAAUGCACCUUUCUUCAGCUGUGAAAAUGUUUUCUUGUACACUGAAUAAACUUCCUUCACUUAAAAAACUGUUUAUAUAAUGAUUAAAAAUAGGAAAAAGUUAAAUGUCACUUGUAAACAUACUUCAUAGAAAAAUGUAAUUAUUGCAAGAAUUACAAAUAUCUUUAUAGUUGUCAGUUUUCUCUUCUGCCUUUGUCACAGAUUCCAUGACCUGUUUGUCCCUGCUGUGUCUCCUUACAAUUUUGAACCACACAAAAACAGAUAUUUGGAAACCGAAGUUGAUACCAACAAGGCCCAAAAGUGUUUUACAAUUCAACAUAUUAUGAAGUUAGAAGACUAGGUCUUCACAUUGUUUUGUUAACAGGUUAAAACACUUUAAAUAAAAAAUUAAAUUGUGAAGACAUUAUUUUAGGCUGCAACUAUUUUGUUUACAUGCGGAUUUCUUAAUGUCUGGAUUCUUCAAAGCAUUGAUCAAGUUAUUGCAACUCUGGUGUCAGUUCCACAGGUUCCACACCCACCAUCUUUUGUAGGAUUGGUUUACAAAAGUUAAGCUAUUCCUUUGUAAAAAUAAAUUUAUAGAUGGAUUAAAAAGUACGUAAAGUUAC